Rosa chinensis is the source of this 1973-nucleotide messenger RNA. RefSeq names its product aspartic proteinase-like protein 1. The transcript is spliced from 10 exons. The record is from RefSeq and is a predicted model, not a curated record. The coding region runs from base 141 to 1739 and encodes 532 amino acids. Lineage: Eukaryota; Viridiplantae; Streptophyta; Magnoliopsida; Rosales; Rosaceae. Gene Ontology annotation, molecular function: aspartic-type endopeptidase activity. Gene Ontology annotation, biological process: proteolysis.
UCCCUUCAAUUCUCGUCUUCUUCCUUCCCCUCCAACUUUCCCUUUCUCUCUCUUUCUCUUUCUCACUCUCUCUCUACUUUCUCUCUCUAGAUCUUACUUACUCUGAGCUCUCUCUCUCUCUCUCACUCGGAGCAGUCGCCAUGGCGGCUCAUCGAUCUCUGCUCGUUCUCCUUCCCCUACUCUCUCUCCUCCUCCGUAAUGCGGCCGCGAUUACGCUCUCGUCGCGCCUCAUACACCGCUUCUCCGACGAGGCCAAGGCUCUCAAGGCCUCCCGCAGCACCGGCGACGCCAAAUGGCUCGGUCGGUGGCCGCGGAGAAACUCCAUGGACUACUAUCACCUCCUCGCCAACACCGACUUCCAGCGCCAGAAGAUGAAGCUCGGCACCUCUCGUCAUCAGUUCCAGUUCCUCUUCCCCUCCGAAGGCAGCAACACGGCGUCGUUUGGCAAUGACUUCGGCUGGUUGCAUUAUACGUGGAUUGAUAUAGGGACGCCGAAUGUUUCGUUUCUGGUGGCAUUGGAUACUGGAAGUGAUCUGCUUUGGGUUCCAUGUGAUUGCCUACAAUGCGCUCCCCUAUCAGCUACUCACUAUAGUACUCUGGAUAGAGAUUUGAACGAGUAUAGUCCGUCUGGGUCAAACACCAGCAAGCAUGUGUCUUGCAGCCAUGAGUUAUGUACAGCUGGUCCAAACUGCAAGGCCCCCAAGCAGCCGUGCCCUUACACUAUUGAAUACUUCUCGGAAAAUACAUCGAGUUCUGGAUUGCUCGUGGAGGAUAUAUUACAUCUUGUAGCGGGGGGUAAUGGUGUAUCAAACAAUUCUAUUCAGGCCCCUGUGAUCAUAGGAUGUGGUAUGAAGCAAAGUGGUGGGUACCUGGAUGGCAUUGCUCCUGAUGGUCUUAUGGGUUUAGGACUUGGAGAGGUUUCAGUUCCUAGUUUCCUUGCUAAAGCAGGAUUGAUCAUAAACUCUUUCUCAAUGUGCGUGGAUGAGGAAGGUUCUGGGAGAAUAUUUUUUGGGGACCAGGGACCAAAUACUCAACAGUCUACAUCCUUCUUGCCCUCAAAUGGAAACUAUGAAACCUACAUCGUUGGUGUGGAAGCAUGUUGUAUUGGAAAUUCUUGUCUUAAGCAGACAAGCUUCAGGGCAUUGGUUGAUACUGGGACAUCAUUUACAUUCCUUCCAGAAGAAGUGUAUGAUAAAAUUGCAGUGGAGUUUGAUAAGCGAGUGAAUGCGACAAUCACGAGUUAUGAAGGAUCUCCAUGGAAGUACUGCUAUAAUACCAGUCCUCAAGAUUUGCUAAAAGUGCCUUCUGUGACGCUUAUGUUCCUGGCAAACAACAGUUUUGUGGUCCAUGACCCCGUUUUCCCGAUAUAUGAUAAUCAGGGAGUCGUUGGAAUUUGUUUGGCCAUACAACCAGCAGAUGGUGAUAUUGGAACGAUUGGACAGAACUUCAUGACCGGAUAUCGGACAGUAUUUGAUAGGGAGAAUAUGAAGCUAGGCUGGUCUCGCUCAAAAUGUCAAGAUCUUGGUGAUGCUAAGAGUAUGCCCCUAACACCUUCUCCAAAGGGCACACCACCAAUUCCAUUGCCAACAACUGAGCAGCAGAGCACUCCUGGUGGGUUUGCUCCUGCUGUUGCUGGAAGAGCUCCGCCGAAAGCAUCAGCUGCAUCUAGUCGGCCAAGGUUUUGUUUGUUGAGAUGGCUGGCGCUACUAGUAUUAUUUUGUAUCGUCAUCAUCUUCUAGGAGGAUACCACCACCAAUCUUUAGUAAUCUAUGUAGUCUUACAUGUAAAUGCAAUUGUUUUGUUCUUUUUUUAUUCUCUUUCUGCCCCGAAAUGCUUAGAGCUGGUCUGUAAUGUCUCGGUUUUUCUGUACUAUGUGUCUGUUGUAUUUGGUUGGGGCUUGUAGGGACAUGCAUUGUAUUUAGCUUUUGUUGUAUUAAUAUAUAUAUAAUAUUCCUCAAUUUUAGUCAUCAAUC